Molecule: messenger RNA, 3672 nt
Organism: Toxoplasma gondii ME49
Lineage: Eukaryota; Apicomplexa; Conoidasida; Eucoccidiorida; Sarcocystidae
Exons: 4
Coding region: 1-2598 (865 amino acids)
Source: RefSeq, a predicted model, not a curated record
AUGCGCCGAGGUUCUCCGUUUUCUGUUCUUUUUCCUGUCGACGCUUCUCUCCUUCAAAGCGAAGGCCUCCUCCUCGCGAGACUCAUCUUCUCCCAACUACGCAGCGCUCGAAUCGAGCGCGAUGAGGGGGCGGGAGGUUACAGAAAGUUCUUCUUGGCGUUCUGUUGCUUCUUCAUCACAUCGUCUUCGCCAACUAUUUUGCGUGUUUGCCUUUCUGUGAGGGUGUUUGCAAAGUGGAAAGAAAAACGAGAGUCACGGGAAAAAAAUCAACGCCUUUCAUCCCCUUGCAUCCGCCUGGGAUAUCGCGUGGUGCGUUUCUCCUUCCCCAGGGACGGUCGUCUUCCUUCCCUCUUCUUCUCCUCCUGUCCUUGUCUUCCAAAUCUUUUUCAAGAUUUCUCCGGAGAAAGACAGAGGCGAGCCGAUUCUGCGACCUCUUCGUCUCUUCUUUCCUUUCAGGCUGAAAGAUUUUCGCACCUGCGCGCUGUCCGUGCAUUCCUCGGGUGUAUAUACACUCGGUCUUUUUCUUCUGUUGCGUCUGUUUUUAUGUCGUGGCCAGUGCGUUUUUUUCUUUUCUUCAGAAACGGAAAGCCGCGCUUAGUGGACGAGGAUUUUCGAAUUCCUGGGGCCUUCCCUCACCUGGUUUUCUCGCGUCGUCUCCCCUCUGUCAGUUUCCUUCCCGCUUUUCUUGUGUUUCUUCUCCCUCUUCUUUCCUCCUGCCCCGUGCAUCCCGGCUGUUUCCUCUCCCCUUUUCUCUCUUGUUCUCCGGUGGACCGCCACUCCUUCCUCGUUCUUUCGCCUCCCUUCUUUCUCUUCACUCUCCUCCCCUUCCGUCUUUUCUCGUCUCUCUGCCUCCCCUGUACUUCCCUGUCUCCUUCGUCUCUCUUCUCUCUCCUGUCCGCUCCGGCCCUCGCUGCAGCCGUCGUUCCUUCACCGCCUCACAGCUCGAGUGUCUCGGCUGCGUCCGUGUUCCGCGUCCGGCGCGGCGAACGCGCGUCCUGGAUUCUCCUCCACGUUCUCUUUCUCUUCGCAGAAAAUGGCUUUCCUCGUCGAGUUCGAGGACGGAAAGCAUCCGACGCAGUGCUGGCGCCUGGCCUCCCGGAAGACGUACGUGAUCGGCCGGAACUCGGGUGCGGUUGGCAUUCGUUUGCCUCAUGCGUCGAUCUCUCGCAAGCAUGCAGAGCUCUCUGUCUUCUCGGAAAAAGAUGCCACACAAAGACGUCAAACGCAGAACGCCGACAGAACACCCGCGCGCGAAGACUCCCGCAGAGGUCGCAGAGGGCGCAGUGUCUCCUCGAGUCGCUCUCGCUCCAGAUCGGGCAGUGCGUCCAGAGACAAAGCUUCUUUCCAACUCCUCGAGCUGAGUGCGGUCAAUGGCACUUUCAUCAACGAAAAACGCAUGCGCGAGGCGUACAGAGGAGCUGUCGACUCGGACGUCGCCAUCGCCUUUGCAGACUGUCCCCACAGAUACAAAGUCCUCUCAGCGAUCUGAGGAUUGCUUCCUCUUCUUGUGCCGAGCCUGAGCUCUCCACCUUGAGAAGCUCUCUCUGUCCGUCGACGCGUCGACCAGAGCCACCGUCGUCCUCCCUUCCUUGCAUUGCACCAAGGAGCCGGUCGGAGAGUCCACGUGGAUCUUCUAAACUCGGAACGAAGUCUGAAUCUCAUGCUUCUUCUUCUCAUUCUUCGUCGACUCGAGAGACGCGCGCGUACAGCCGGUCGCGUUCGCGUGAGGGCGACGAGCGGCGCGGGCGUCGGCGGAGUCGCUGGUCGUCUCGCCAGGAGAAAAAGAAGAAAGCUCCCUCGCGUUCGCCGUCGCGUUCGUCUUCUCGGUCUUCACGGUCCUCUCGGCGGUCGCGGAAGAAGCGGAGCGGGUGGACAGACGCCUCCAGCGAGGAGAAGAAGCGCGAGGAGCUGGACGCACAGAUGAACGAGAUUAUCGCGAAUGCGCAGAGUGCGAAGGCGAAGCAGGACGCGGAAAAACGCAUGCAGUCGGCGCUGGACGCCUCCCUCCAAGCCGGCGCGCUGACGAAUCCGAUGAACAGUGCGGGACUGAACUUGACGAUCGGCAGAGGCUUGUCUCUGCUCAACUGUGGGACGCCUGCCGCUGUCGCGCAGCGUGCAGCGCAGGCCGCUGCAGAUCGAUUGCUCUCACCCUCGCCACUCGCGCAGGCAGCUGUUUUGAACCUCCUGGCGAGCAAUCCUGGCCUCGCCGGCUUGGUUGGGGCCUCCCAGGCGCCCACUUCCUCCGGCCUCUCUGUGCAGGAGAAGCGAAAGCUGCUUUGGGGCAAGAAAAGCGAGAAAGAGAGUGAGAAGGAGAAGGCCGGGGAGGACAGCGAGAACGGGAAGGACGAGAAAGUCGUCGACCCCAAUCGGUACUCACUCUCUUUCAGAGGAGACGAAGAAAAGAAACACAAAUUCCUCAAACUCAUGGGAUUCAAGGGAGAAGCCCAACAGCCGCAGCCGUCCACCGCCGCCGUCACAACUGCUGGAAAGGAGGCGCUCGACUCGGCUGCGCAGCAGAAAAUGAAUUCUGAACUCGAGUUUCAGUACUUCCAAGGCAUCAAACGCAAGGACGGACGGAAAACGGGCCUCGGCUUAUAGUCGGAUCCAACGGACCAACGGUCCGUCGCCGCGUCGCGGUUCGAGCACUUGGAGGAGAUGAAGAGAACGAAUUCGCGAAGAAAGUCGAGGGAUGUCCAUGGUGGAGAGGGAGUGGAGAGACUGUUGCAGCGUCUUUGUCACGGACCAUGACUGAAAAGAGCAGACUUCUUUCGGUCGGUGACAUGCACUGAGCUGCGAAUCCCCAGAAAACCAAUCUGGUCCUUCUUCGCUUUCCUCCCUUUUCGUUCCUUCCAUAUACACACAACUAAGUACAUUCACAUACAUGCAUAUGCAUCUUUAUGUUUGUAUAUUUAUAUGUAAUGCAUAUAUAGAGAUGUAUGUGUAUGUGCGAGCGUGUGUACGAGAGCAUCUGGAUAGACCUACCCCGAGAAAAUAUGGAGAUAAAUGUGGUUGACGAGGAGCGGUGAAAGUUUGUUUUUGGUGAUGCUCUUUUGCAGAGAGGUACAGGACGUUUUCUUCAAGCAGAGAUAACCAACGACAAGGUGUGUGUCGCUGCUUGGUGAUGCAUCUGCAUGCCUCUCUCCCUUUCUCUACACAAGCAGAUAUCUGAAUAGAUUUGUUUUAGUAAAGGAGUGCAUGCACUCGGGGCCCCCGUUGGACAUGGGUGGAUGCAGGUAGACUGGGAGUGGGCGGACCUUCUUGCUUUCUUGCAUCUACGAGCGCGCGCGACUCUGGACGCGCCCACUCCAGCGUCCUCUUCCUGGAACCUCUUCACUCCGCGUUUCGGUGUGACUUUCCCUCGCUACGCUGGCAGUCAAACAAACAAGCGGAUCGUCUUGACUUAACACCGCAUGAACAGACAGGAGAACUUACGCACCCCGGUCGUCACCAUCACCUGAUCCAGACAUCUAGUUCUCUCCCAGCAUAUGCAGAUAUCAUCUCAGUGUGUGUAUAUAUGUAUAUACCUAUAUAUAUAUAUAUAUUUUUAUAUAUAUACUUAUAUAUAUAUAUAUACGUAUGAAUAUAUAUUUAUACACGCAUACACUUGUGAGAAUAUGAUUUCGUGAUACAGAUAUUGUCUGUAAAUAGUUGUCGGAUUGCCUAAGGUUGGGA